AUGGCCGCGGCGGGGGCGGUGGUGGCGGCGGCGGGGCCGGUGCGCGGCGGGGCGGGGCGGGGCGCGGCGCGCCAAGUGGCAGCGCCGUUCAGCCAAUCAGGAGCCGCUCUCCCGGCGGCCGCGUUCCAUCCCGCCACGGCGGAACCAAUAGGAAAAAGCGGCGGGGCAGGGAGGGGGCGUGGCCACCGCCGACACCGGGCCGCGCGCCGGAGCGCUCCCCCCCGCCCCGCGCCGGGCCCGGCCCCGCGGCCGCCGCCGCCCCGCAUGGAGCCCGCGCCGCCGCCCGCCGCCUGCGCACUGCUGCUGCCGCCGCCCGCCGCCCGCCGUCGCCGCGCCCGCCGCCGCCUCCCGCCCGAGAACGACGGGGCCCCGCAGGCAUUGCCCGGGGCGCGGGGCUGGCUGCGACGCCUGGGGGAACCGCUGGGACUGCAGCCCCCCGAGCAGGAGGCGGUGCUGAGGGUGUUGGACGCGGGCUUGGAGCGGUGCCUGGCGCUGCACGCAGCCUGCAUCCCCCUGCCAGGGCACAGGAAGCUCCCAGGCAAGGCAGGCAUCGAUGAGGUGAUGGCAGCCGCAGUGCUCACCAGCCUUUCCAGCAGCCCACUGGGGCUCGGCCACCCCCCAGCACCUCCUGGCCCAGCAGAGCUUGGCAGUGAGAUCUGGAAGGAGACACCAGCCAUGUCCUUCAGCUGCAGCAGCAGCAGCAACACCAGCGGGGAAUGGAGCUGGGACCCCCCCAGCGACCGCUCCACCCCCUCCACCCCCUCACCCCCACUCUCCAGCCAUGACCCCAGUGCCUUCUUGCCACCAGAUGAUGGCCCCGAAGAACCUGACAGCACCCACUUCAUGUUUGGAGAGCCCAUCCCGCGGAAGAGGAAGAACUCCACCAAGGUGAUGUUCAAGUGCUUGUGGAAGAGCUGCGGCAAGGUCCUCAGCAGCUCCUCAGGGAUGCAGAAGCACAUCCGAACCGCGCACCUGGGCCGCCAAGCCGACCUGGAGCAGAGCGACGGCGAGGAGGACUUCUACUACACGGAGCUGGACGUGGACGUGGACUCGCUGACGGAUGGACUCUCCAGCCUGACGCCCGUCUCACCCACCUCCUCUGUGCCGCCCGCCUUCCCCGGCCCCGAGCUGCCGCCCUUCCCCAGCCCUGAGCCUCCUCUGGGCUCCCCCCGCAGCCCCCCGCCACCCCCGGGCCUCUGCCACGUCCACACUGACCACGCGUACCAGGGCUGCCCCUCAGGGCCCACAGCUGGGGAGAAGCGGCCCCCAGGGCUACCUUUACCCGGGUUGAGGACGCCGGCGCUGCCCACCCCGACGCUGCCGAAGCCACCCACCAUCCCCAGGAAGCCACGGGGGGAGGCCAAGAAGUGCCGCAAGGUGUACGGCAUGGAGAACCGGGAGCUGUGGUGCACGGCGUGCCGCUGGAAGAAGGCCUGUCAGCGCUUCCUCGACUGAGCCCCGCCGCCGCCGCCGUGCCCCCCCAGCUCUCCUUCUUGCACAUUUUGCACUUGAGGUGCCUUCGCGCCCCCCAGCCCGCCCCACACACACACACACACACACACACACACGCUCCCCCCCGGGGCUGGACUCAGGGAACAGCCCCCACGCUGUUGGGGGGAGGACUGUAGGGUUUGGGGGGGCCACGCACAGUUGGGCCUGGCCCUGCCUUCCCCCCCACCCCGAGCUUUAUGCACACAGCCCCCCCACGCCAACACAGAGCUUCCCCCCCUUUCUUUAUCCUCGGAAAAUAAGCUAACCCUCCCCGUGCCCCCCACCCCUUGCCUGCAGCCCAUAUCCCUGCUGGGGGGGGGGGGGGCCGUGUGCUGCUGGGAUGAGCUGUGCCUUUGGGCUUGGGGGGGUGGAGGGGAGGGAGAAGGGUGGGUUCUGCUCCCUGUCCUCGCCUUAACCGGGGGCUGUUGGGCACAACUGGGUGCCCCCCCUGCACCCCGCGGGGGUUUUUACUCUUUGUAGCGUGUUUUUCUCUCUAUGUUUUGUACCUGGGGAGCAGCAGCUCCUGCUGGGGGCCGCGCUCCGGGAAGUGCCUGCAGAACGCGCCCAUUUGCACUAAGCCAAACUGCACAAAGACCUUUUCUGUUUUGUUUUUGUUUAUUUUUUUUGUGUUGUUUUUUUCCCCCCCCCCCCUUUUUUUUUUCCCCCCCUCUCCUUUGUGUGUUUUUAUUUUUUAAAUGAAAUAUAUGAAAAUUCCUAUUUUUUAAAUACUUUCCCCCCCUUUCCCCCCUCCUUACCCAAACCCUUUCCGGGCUGCAAUGCCUCCAGCCCAGGGAACUUCAGGGGCUUUUUGGCCUUCGCCCCUUUCCUGUCCCCUCCCAGUCCCUGUGUCCCCUCCCCAGGCGCAGUCCCUCUCCCCUCUGCCUGGUGUUUUGGGGUCCCUGCAUUGGGUGCCCCUGGAAUGGGGUCGGGGAGGUGCUGGGAUGGGUCGGAUCCAUGAGAAAAAAAUAAAAGAUUUGGAUUCUUUUUGUUUUUUAAAGGAUGACGCUGAGCUGUGUGAUGUGGGGGAU
This is a messenger RNA of Lagopus muta (rock ptarmigan), 2519 nucleotides long. RefSeq names its product SLC2A4 regulator (gene SLC2A4RG). Gene Ontology annotation, molecular function: RNA polymerase II cis-regulatory region sequence-specific DNA binding; DNA-binding transcription factor activity. NCBI's taxonomy places the organism in Eukaryota, Metazoa, Chordata, Aves, Galliformes, Phasianidae. Gene Ontology annotation, cellular component: nucleus. The record is from RefSeq and is a predicted model, not a curated record. Gene Ontology annotation, biological process: regulation of transcription by RNA polymerase II.